Funneliformis geosporum is the source of this 687-nucleotide messenger RNA. The record is from the annotation of a GenBank genome assembly. NCBI's taxonomy places the organism in Eukaryota, Fungi, Glomeromycota, Glomeromycetes, Glomerales, Glomeraceae.
AUGUUUCGACUCAGUAGCAUCACCAAAAGAACCCUUCAUGGCAUUCCAAGAACUUCGUUAACAGCCGGCCUACGACCAACUCUCUUUCCAGCAGUUUCCCAAAUUUCCCGUAAUUUUGCAUCAUUUCAACGUAAUGCCAUUGAACAAACUAAUAAUCCUAAAACGCCACCACCUUCAAGUCAUGUCAUUGAACAUCCGAUAACGCCACCGCCCUCAAAGAUUCCAAAACAUAAAGCGCCAACGAUACUUGAUAACACGGCAAAUUUAUUUUUAAUAACUGAAAUUUUAAGAGGCAUGUGGUUGGUUCUUGAACAAUUUUUUAGACCCCCUUAUACUAUUUUUUAUCCUUAUGAAAAAGGCGCAUUGAGUCCUCGGUUUAGAGGGGAACAUGCAUUGAGAAGAUAUCCUACAGUUUGUCCUGCGCUUGCAAUUACUAUUGAAGCUGAAGUUAGAGAAGAUGGAAGUCGUCGUACAACCCGAUAUGACAUUGACAUGACAAAGUGCAUUUAUUGUGGAUUUUGUCAGGAAGCAUGCCCUGUUGAUGCAAUUGUGGAAGGACCUAAUUUCGAAUAUGCUACAGAGACACAUGAAGAAUUAUUAUAUAAUAAGGAGAAAUUACUAGCAAAUGGUGAUAAAUGGGAACCUGAGAUUGCUAAAAAUCUAGAAGCUAAUCAAUAUUAUACUUGA